This is a messenger RNA of Aspergillus ochraceoroseus IBT 24754, 4508 nucleotides long. RefSeq lists its product as uncharacterized. Gene Ontology annotation, molecular function: zinc ion binding; protein binding. The record is from RefSeq and is a predicted model, not a curated record. The transcript is spliced from 11 exons. The coding region runs from base 90 to 4148 and encodes 1352 amino acids. Lineage: Eukaryota; Fungi; Ascomycota; Eurotiomycetes; Eurotiales; Aspergillaceae.
GCGCGCGAAAUAGUGGCCGUUUCCCCUGCUCUACAAGCCUGAUCGUGUGGUGAAGAAAGGAGGAAGCAUCGAAAAUAGAUCUAGGCAAAAUGCCUGAAGACGAUGAUGGCAAACAUGACUUUGAGCUGGAUUCGUAUCAGCUCUACAGCCGAUACGAGGAUGCUCCGCACAAGGGGGAUUGGAGAAAAACCGCCCUUCGAGGACCUACCCUCCCUACUGUAGGAAAUGCAGUAGCCGGUGCUGUUGGGGCCGCAGUGUCAAACCUCGCUACUUACCCCUUGAGUCUGAUUAUCACACGACUACAAACACAGAAACAAAGGAGGCAGAAACCUGGGGGUGGAAAGUCUGCAGCUGAUGAAGGAGAUAUAGAGGAGGAAUACAAAAGCCUUUUAGACGCGGCUCGCAAAAUAUGCGCGCGAGGAGGAAUCAGUGCUCUCUAUGCCGGCCUUGCACAGGACACAGCCAAAACCAUGCUAGACUCGUUCCUUUUCUUUUUAGCCUACGAGCUUUUUCGACGACGACGAAUUGCGGCUCGAUACGGUUCGAAGCGUCGAUCCAAGCAUGUUGUCCUGCCCAUCUUGGAUGAACUAGCUGUUGGUGUUUUGGCGGGGGCCUUCGCUAAGCUCUUCACAACGCCACUUGCAAAUAUAGUGGCCAGAAAGCAAGCAUCUCAGGCUUCAGUCCGUACUCAAGAAAUCGCCGCGAAGAUUCGAGCCGAGAAAGGCAUUCGCGGAUUUUGGUCUGGGUACUCUGCUUCACUCAUCCUUACCCUGAACCCGUCGAUUACAUUUUUCCUUAAUGAGGUUCUCCGAUACGCGAUUUUCCGUCGUAAUAAGCGCCGCAAGCCAUCUGCACUAGCCACAUUCUUACUGGCAGCCAUCAGCAAGUCAACGGCGUCGUCGAUAACCUACCCAUUUUCUAUGGCAAAGACUCGCUCACAGGUCUCUGAUGCAGGACCCGGUCCUGGAGAUCAGCGAGGGAAAUCCGAAUACGGCGACGAUUCGGACGAAAUUUUCCUAAUGCCGUCGAUAAUCUCGAAUGUUCUUAAUAUUGCGCGGGCAGAGGGAGUCUCUGCCCUGUAUGCGGGCCUUCCGGGAGAAGUCCUCAAGGGAUUCUUCUCCCAUGGAUUUACCAUGCUCGUGAAGGAUGCGGUGUAUGCUGGGAUCGUACGGGGCUACUACCUUUUGCUCAUUGUUGCCCGGCGCUAUCCGAGUCCGGAGGAGCUACUUGAACGAGCUCGCGAGCAGGCUGAAGAAUAUGCGGAGGCUGCUCGUGACGGCGCCAAGGGCCUCGUGGAGAAGGCGAGGAGUGGUGCAGAAGAUGUGUUGGAUGCACACACAGGUAAUGUUGCAGUUGACAUGACUUCGAAUACGAGUCCGAUUGACAUGGACGGCUUGGCCUCCAAUGAGACCGCAGAGUUGGUAGGAGAUUAUGUUGAGGAUGAGGCAAGAGAGUGGAGGAGUCUGUACCACUGCUUCUCCAUGUCGACGGAGAAGCGCUCCGGCCCGGGCCUGGGGGACCUGGAGAAAGAACUGACGUGCUCGAUCUGCACAGACUUGCUCUACCAACCCCUCACUCUUCUCGAUUGUCUUCAUACUUUCUGCGGUUCCUGCUUGAAGGAAUGGUUCUACACUCAGGCAUCCCGUCGAUCAUCAUCGUCGUCUUCCUCCCCUCGAUAUACUUGCCCCUCAUGCCGUGCGAACGUCCGCGAAACCCGGCCCAAUGCUACAGUGACCACACUGCUGGACAUGGUAUUGGCGGCCAGCCCUGAUCAGGCCAAGCCGGAUGCAGAAAAGGCGGAGAUUGAGCAACGAUACAAACAUGGAGAGUCGGUUUUCCCCCCGGUAACUUCUCCAGGAAAUAGCUCUACAGAGUCGGAUGGUGAAGAUGAUCGAAGGUUACUAGAGGAGGUGCGUCAGCUGAGUUUACAAGAAAGUCGGGCUCGCACGAGGACGGCUCGCAGGACGGAACAGCCAUUGCGCAUUCGUCGGGCAGAUAAUCCGGACUCUGAUGGAACAAGGGAGGAUGGACGCUCUCGACGACGGCGGGAAGAGGAACGUGAAGCACGGCGACAACGAGCUGCUCGUCAAACCCCGGUUGCACCUCCCCAGGAUUCAGCAGAGCGCACGAGACGGGUCGAACAUCAGUCGAGUUUGCGGUCCUUGUUGAGCUUAUCAGACACGGAAAGUAUCGAAGCGGAAAUUCUGCGACAAAUCUUUGAAGAAGGUCUUCUGGACGACAUUGAUAUGGAAAAUCUUGGGCCAGGGCAGGAAGAGGAGCUUAGCGAGCGUAUCGCUGAGGCAUAUCGACGGAAGCAUUUGUUACGUUCACGCUUUCAGCAUCAACAGGAGAACCCCGAGCCAUCACAGCCACAAAUACCUACUCGAAUGCGAUUGCAGUCCCAGCAAAGACCACAAAUAACGCCAACGACUCAAGCAUCCCCUAGAAAUACGUCCGCACCAAGACCCCACCAGAGACGUCUCUCAGAACAGGGAGGCAACCGUCGUCGCCAGACUUCCCCAGUGCUUACCAACCCCGCGUCAUCGUCGGACAUCACACUGGGGCCCGCCGCAAGGUCGUCGAGCGAUAUUAUGUCGGACCGUUCGCGCAGUUCUCACACACGAUCCCAAACCAUUGAUACCUCGACCCGACGGACACGACGAGCAGCUUCAGCGGGUCAGAGCAUCCCAAACAUUACGAUUGAAGGUGUGAAUAAUACUAGUGCAUCUAACCACACUGGAACUAGAUCUUCGAUCGACUUACCAAGGACUGCCACUCCUAGUUCUAUUCGGCCGCGAAAUGGUAUAUCGGAUUUGUCUACGACCAGUUCUCUAGUAGCCCAGGAGCCACGUUCUCGGCCGUCAUCCUCAUCGUCUCGCUCCAAUGCGUUGACGCAACCUGUUAACUUCUACCCUGAACCAUCUAUAUCCUGUGACCGCUGUGGAAAGUUAAAUAUCCAGUAUGACUUUCAUAAGAAGUGCUCGCAAUGUAACGAUGGGAAAUACCACCUGUGUUUGAGAUGCUACCGACUGGGACGCGGCUCCUCAGCAGAGGCUGAUUUCGAGCGUAUGCGGGCAUCAUCGAGUGGUCAACCCAGUCAGCCUCGAGAAUCCCAACAUAUUUUGCAAUCUUUCAAAUACUCUCGGCCCCCCGCAUCGGCACGCCGCUUUGUAAGAGAUGGGAAAGAGGGGCUCUUCUGCGACCGCUGUCAGUCUCCCGCUAACGACUGCUUUUGGAAAUACUGGGGGAAGUGUUGCACCCAUCCACUUCUCCCCAUCCGCCGUUUAGCACCCGGUAGUCGUGCACCUCCCGACCGUAACAACAAUGAUAAUAAUUCCGAAUCUUUCAAGAUCUUAUCGUUCUCGACCAAAUGUGAUACCUGCGCAUGCCCAAUUCCCGCAUCCUCCCUUCGCUUCCACUGCCUUCGAUGCAACGACGGUGACUACGACAACUGCUCCAACUGCUACCUCAAGCACGUGGCAACAUCUAAAAUCCGCAAAGAAGAUGGCCACAACGGCUGGCGCCGCUGUCUAAAGGGCCACAGAAUGGUGGUAAUUGGAUUCGAAGACCACCCUGAGGGUCAACGCCGAGUCAUUGUCCACAAUCUCGUUGGCGGACACGCUCUAAAAGAUAACCAUCUCCCACCAGCCGUAACAACAGCCCAACCAACGUCAAAUCCAGGUGGACUAUCAUCACCAGAAGCCGGAGUCGGCGACUGGAGCUGGAAGGAAGGCUCCGAGAGACGAAAGAAAGCAUCGCGAAUACGAUCCUCGUGGAACUCUAAGCGAGAGCAAGAACGCGAGCGAGGAGGGUCCAAUCUAGACCCUAAUACCCCGCCACCCUUGAGCCCAGCCCAGACUUCCAGCUCUACAUCUACUACCGCUGGUGCUGGUGCUGCUACUAUUACUACUGCUGCUGCUGCUGCUGCUGCUUUUCGUUUCCCCCCAGACGGUGGUAUCGGUCUGAUCGUACACGCAAUGUGGUCCUAUUACCCGGAAGAUGGAGUGAAAGAUGAGCUGAUGUUUCCUCGCGGCGCUGAAAUUACUGAAGUGGAGAAUAUCAAUGAUGAUUGGUACUGGGGUUGUUAUGCAGGGAUGACUGGGCUAUUUCCCGGGUCGCAUGUUGAGGUUGUGGGGGAGAUUGUUUAGUAUUCUUAUAUUCUCCCCUUUGUUUCUGUCUAUUUCUUGUUUCUAAUUCUAUGUAUGGGUGCAUGAAUUCCCUUAUGGGAAUUGCCUUUCCUUUUCUUUCCUUUUGCCUUUGGAAGGGGGGUGGGGGGGGGGGUUGAAUCUUUCUGCAAUGAUCAUGACGACAACAACAACAACGCCCAUGACUACAACUAUGACUAUGACCAUGGCUAUAACUGCAUUUAUAGCUAAAGACCUUCCUAUACUUCCUAUGUAUCUGCACAUGAUGAUGAUUUAGCAUGAAUACCAUAAUGACUGAUUAAUGUUGUUGUUUGAUAUGGCUGGCGGAUUCAAUGGAUCUAAUAGAAAUAUUCUCCAGAAAGC